UCUGGCUCUGACACUAGCCAGUGCCUCCCCAGCCAUUGACCUCACCGCAAGUCGCUGGUGUCCAAGUAGUUCCAGAGAGGUGGGAAUAUGGAGAGCGAGAUUGAUAUGUGAAAGAAACAGGGAGAGAUAUAGGGGAGAUAAGUGGUUGAGAUCCAGUGGAGAGAAGAGAGGGGACAGAGGAAUUGAGAAACAGUUAUAAAUAGACGGAGCGAAAAAUAAAGAUAAGAAACACUACAGAAAAGGCUCGUAUUAGGGUGAGAGAGACAGGGUUGUAUAUAAAAAUAAACGUUUUUCUGGCUGGUUGGCUCACCGAGAGGGACGGAGAGUCAUUUAAUAAAAAAAAAUGGAAUAUGAAUCCUAAAAAUAAGCGUUUUACCUUCAGGGAAAUAGAACGAAUGAGACUGAAGAUGACGAAAAAAUGUUUUCGAGUUUUUAUGACAAGGAAACAAAUUUAUAGCCCAACUUGUACCAGUAAUAAACAUGUAAAAGAGGGAGUGACGAACUAAAACUUUGAACUUCUCUUUUCCAUCAAGGUUAUCGUGGAGAAGUUAUUUUUUUACAGGACAGCCGCGGUGAAGACCAAGUGACUGGAUCUCCAUUAGCAUGGACGGUCAAGAAGAACAGCAUGGUCCUGAAGCACUGUAUAACAAUGCCAAAAUCCAGUUUAUAAGAUUAUUGAACAAAUGGAAGGAGACCAGGGUGAUUAGCAUCAAGGAGACGCGGAGGGUUGCCGAUGCGCUGGCCAAGCUGGAGAAAGAUGUCAACAUCUCCCAGACAGUGGGCACGGCCACCAGCCUUAUUGGUGGCAUCGUGGCUCUCGCUGGGAUCAUCGCGGCCCCGUUUACGUUCGGUGCCUCUGCUCUAAUAGCAGGUGUGGUGGGAGCUGGGAUUGGCAUAACGGGUGGUUUGGUGACAGCUGGGAGCAGCCUUUCCAAGAUCUUCAUAAAAAAAUGCAAACUCAAAACCACUGAAACAGCCGUUAAAUUAGACACAGAAAUGCUGGAAGACGUCAUGAAUUCACUGAUCAACCUCAAUGAAGCAUGCAUCGAGCUUACUCAUUUCGACAAGCAAGAUCACAGGGCGUAUUCUUUCAGGAAAGCUUACGGAAAGCUGUGCAGACAUGUGGGGGUCCAGCCUGGCAGUGGUGAUCAGUUCACCGAGUCACUGGUACGAGUGUUCAUUGGUGUAGGCAUUGUUCCAGCGCAGUCAGCUGAUGCAGUUGAGAUUGGAGUGAGUGUGGUCAAGGCAGCAAGAUUUGGGGCAAAAGCAAGCUUGGUGGGAGCUGAGUUGGCAAAUAAUGCCAGAAUGGGAGCUUCUAUAUUCAAAACCGCCAGUAUGGCAGUGGGAAAGGCUGCAUUUUCUGGCGUUUUUUCUUCCCUGGGGAUCGUCUUAGACGUCGCAUUUCUUGCCUACUUGGGAAGAAAGCUGCACAAAGGGAGCCCAUCCCAGGUGGCGAAGGAGUUGCGAGAGAGGGCUGACAUGUUUGAGCAGCAGCUGCCAAAGUUUGAUGAAUUUGCCAAGCGUUUUCCUGGGCCGCCGUCGUGUCUGGAGCAACUCUACCUCCAAGCACGUCGCAAGAUCUCGAAAAUGGAUCUGUGCUCUAUUGUUCUGUGCUUUGCUGCUCUGCUGGUCGGUAUAUGGGCCCUAAUCGCGUGGCUCUGUAGUGGUCCCAUGCCGAUGACCGCUGUAGGUUUCCCUCGCCCUGCAGAGCGAGCGAGGUUUGUCGGGCAGGAGCAGAGCUCAUUUUUCUGGCACGUGGUUUACGUCACUCUGACCUUUGUAUUCAUGCUUGGUACUGGGGCCGUCUUGCUCCUUUUCUAACAAACGUGCAAUCACAUCAGCGGCGGUACAACAGGCAUGCUUUCGGGUGCGGGAGCCUGGGUGCAAUGUAAGAUUGUAGGCUGAAAGAGGUGGGUUAGGAAGGUGUUGUUUUGCAGGUUGCCGUUCCACAAGGCUCUUUGCCGUCUCUGACAUUAUUUCUUCUCUUUGUGACUUGCUAUAUCCUGCUCACACGAUUCACUCUUCAUAACAGCACUCGUAAUUCAUCAUACUCAUCAGUAGUCUAGAUUCCACUCUCAGCUGCCAAAUGUGCCGAAUCAAACGGAGGGGGUCUCGUUUACGAACCGUUUUCCCAUUUGUCUUUGAGUAUGUGGAUCGCGGAUUUGCUGAUUCCGGAUAUUUUCAAGAACGUAACCCUUGCCAUAGGUAAUGAUUUGGUGUACAAGUUCAGUCGGAGUUAGAAUACUGUUGUCAAAUCUGGGAUUGCCUCAUUCCUACAGUUCUGACAUUGGAAAGCAUGAAUACUCCCCAUUGAUGCAUUUUUGUCUUGUUUGCAUAGUUUAGUGAAUUGCCAUGUAUUUGUAUGAAUGCUUGCAAAUCUUGUUGUAGUGUCGUAUAAACAUAGUCAUGUGUCUUUUAACUAAUGGUGAAGGUUUAUUUACCUGUCAUUGACAAGGAUAUCGGUGACACGUAACAAUAAGUGAUUGAGAAGUGAAAUCCAACUGUCGACAUUGUCCAUUCACCGUGCAUAUAGCAUCAGCAUUGAUUCAUAGUCGACUUGAGGAAUCCAUUUAUAGAUUUGAAGCUUUCGUAACUGCAAGGAUUCAUAUUCUUUGGUUUUAUUCGGUAAAGUCACGUAUGAAAAAUAAAAUAAAAGAAAACAAUUAAAUCAC
Messenger RNA from Petromyzon marinus (sea lamprey), 2672 nucleotides. The record is from RefSeq and is a predicted model, not a curated record. NCBI's taxonomy places the organism in Eukaryota, Metazoa, Chordata, Hyperoartia, Petromyzontiformes, Petromyzontidae.